UUUUGGCAAUGCUAUGGAUAGUUUCAGUGAGAGCCGAUAAUUUUGGUGGACUGAAGGUGGGCUUUUAUAGCCAAAGUUGUCCUCAAGCUGAAUCCAUUAUCAGCUCGGCAGUCUCAGAAGCUAUAAAAAGGGAUCCUAAAUUGGUUGGCGCACUUAUAAGAAUGCAUUUCCACGAUUGCUUUGUCAGGGGUUGCGAUGGAUCAAUCCUUUUGGAUUCCAUAGGUGCAAAUCUCGCAGAAAAAGCGUCACCUGCAAAUUCCCCAAGUCUACACGGGUUUCAAGUGAUCGAUGAAGCAAAAAAGAAACUGGAAGCUGCCUGUCCGCAAGUAGUGUCAUGUGCAGACAUAGUUGCAUUUGCAGCACGAGAUUCUUCAUAUGAGGCUGGCCAAUUUAGUUGGCAAGUCCAAGCCGGACGCAGAGACGGAAUGAUUUCUAAUAUAUCUGAUACUAAGAAUUUACCUCCUUCUACAUUCAACGUCACACAGUUGACAGCUUCGUUUAACAGUAAAGGCCUCACUCAAGAAGACAUGGUCAUUCUAUCAGGUGCUCAUUCCGUUGGUGUAUCGCAUUGUUCAUCAUUUAGUCCCAGGCUUUACAACUUCAGCAACACAGGAGCUGCAGACCCCUCACUGGACCCAAAACUGGUCAAGCACCUCAAGUAUGAAUGUCCACCGACACCGCCUGUUCACAGAACUGUCCCUAUGGAAAGCAUUACACCAACCAAGUUGGACAAUCUAUAUUACAGUGGGCUUCUCAAAAACAGGGGUCUGUUUACAUCUGAUCAAACUCUACUCACAAAUCCUGACACUCUAAAAGUGGUUAAGAUUAGUUCAAGCGACCCAUCAGUAUGGAAGGAAAAAUUUGCCAAAGCAAUGGUGAAGAUGGGCACCAUACAGGUACUCACUGGUUCUCAAGGUCAAAUCAGAAAAAACUGUCGACUGGUUAAUCGACAUUGAGAGAAGCUUUUUGCUUGCUAGUGAGUAUCAUCGUGUCUUGUGUAAGUGGGCUUGCUAUUGGGAUAUCAUUUAGUGAAUGAUUUUCAAUAAUGUCGUCGGUACGCUCCUCUACAAAUUUGCUAGGGAAGGGGAGAUUAGUGCAUCUAGAAUUCGUGCAUGAUUGGUCUUUUUGAUCGAAUAAGCACUUCAAAUAAUAGUUAUGGCUCGAUUGGGCAUAGCAUUCCUAAGUUUGGAAAACCACAAGGGGGAAUUGGAAUAGAUUAGAAAUUUGGAAUUCAUUAAGUUAAACCACUUAGCAUUGAAGGGAAUAACUAAAAUAAGAUA
Molecule: messenger RNA, 1280 nt
Organism: Cryptomeria japonica (Japanese cedar)
Lineage: Eukaryota; Viridiplantae; Streptophyta; Pinopsida; Cupressales; Cupressaceae
Product: peroxidase 5
Exons: 4
Coding region: 9-956 (315 amino acids)
Biological process (GO): response to oxidative stress; hydrogen peroxide catabolic process
Cellular component (GO): plant-type cell wall; plasmodesma
Molecular function (GO): peroxidase activity; heme binding
Source: RefSeq, a predicted model, not a curated record